AUGUCCGACGCGUACGAAACCAGCAACUACCCUCCUCCGGGAGACUCGACCUCAACAGGCGGGUACGGCUCUGCAAACACGUUCUCUGAUCCUGUACAGAGGGGCCGACAAGAUCUCGUGAACAAUGAGUCGGAGACCGGUCUAGUCGAUCAGUCACUCAGUGGCGGGCCGAUUGGCCAAGAAAUCGACGAUGCGAAGCAGGGACGGGACGAGGCGUCUCGAAAAGACUUCACGCACGAGGCCGAGCGAGACUUCGACCGGGGAAACGGCUCCGCGGGACUGAACCCGUACGGACAGAACCCAGAUAGCAGGGGCGAGGCGACAGAGAUGCUAGCCUCGAGGUAUGCGGAUUCGAGAGGGAAGCAUUUCGAGAGUGGUGCGGCCGGAGGAAACGACGCGGACAUUGGCGCGUAG
This is a messenger RNA of Rhodofomes roseus, 414 nucleotides long. RefSeq lists its product as uncharacterized. The coding region runs from base 1 to 414 and encodes 137 amino acids. NCBI's taxonomy places the organism in Eukaryota, Fungi, Basidiomycota, Agaricomycetes, Polyporales, Fomitopsidaceae. The record is from RefSeq and is a predicted model, not a curated record. The transcript is spliced from 2 exons.